Molecule: messenger RNA, 2105 nt
Organism: Triticum aestivum (bread wheat)
Lineage: Eukaryota; Viridiplantae; Streptophyta; Magnoliopsida; Poales; Poaceae
Exons: 7
Coding region: 148-1827 (559 amino acids)
Source: RefSeq, a predicted model, not a curated record
UUCUCAACCUUCUUUACCUGUCCUCAAAUGGCCGCCUCCCCCUCCUCACAUCCCCCCUAGUCCCCUCCCCCAUCUCCCUGCCUCCCCUGCUAGCUCUGCCGCUUCUUGGCUCUUUGCUCCACGGGAGGAGCACGUGAGCAGUACGCGAUGGAGGCCAGGGCGGCGUCGGCGGCGAGCGCGAGGGGCGUGGCGGCGCUCCUCGUCGCCGCCCUCCUGCUCGGCGCCCCCGUCUCCGCCUCGGCCGCGUCCUCGUACCCCGCAAAGGUUCUGGGCGGGCUCCUGACCAGCACGGCGACGGCGGUGGCCAAGAAGCUCUGGUCGCUCAAAUCGACCGCCAGGACGGCGACGGCGGCGGCGGCGUCCGGGAGGUCGAUGGUGAAGUACGAGGGCGGGUACGCGGUGGAGACGGUGUUCGACGGCAGCAGUCUGGGGAUCGAGCCGCACUCCGUCGAGCUCACCCCCGCCGGCGACCUGCUCCUGCUCGACUCCAUGAACAGCAACCUCUAUAGGGUCCAGCUGCCCUUGUCCCGAUAUAGCAGGCCGAAGCUUGUCGCUGGUUCGCUUGAAGGAUUAUCUGGUCAUGUUGAUGGUAGGCUCCGAGAGGCCAAGCUGAACCACCCUAAGGGAUUUACAGUCGACGACAGGGGCAACAUUUAUGUUGCAGACGCUAUGAACAUGGCGAUAAGAAAGAUCAGUGAUACAGGGGUCACAACCAUUGCUGGGGGAAAAUCAAUGAGAGGUGGACACAUGGAUGGACCCAGCGACGAUGCAAAAUUUUCAACAGAUUUUGAAAUCCGCUAUGUCAGCAGCAGCUGCUCCCUCUUGGUCAUUGACAGAGGAAACCAGGCAAUUCGGGAGAUUCCGCUCCAGCCUGAUGACUGUGAAUAUCAGGAUGAAGCUGGUUUCCCUCUAGGUGUUGCCUUGCUUUUUGCUGCUGGUUUCUUUGGUUACAUGCUUGCGUUGCUCCAGCGCCGUGUUUUAGGAAUGGUCUCAGCAACAGAGGAACCUCAGACGCCUCCAAGACCCAGCAAUGCAAGCAUCCCUCCGUACCAGCCAUACCAACCAUACCAGCAGCCAUUCAAGCCUUCGUUUGGCCCGCCGCUGAUCCCAAAUGAAGACGAAGCUGAAGAGGGAUUCUUCACCUCAGUGGGCAAGCUCAUGGGAGGAGCAAAAUCAUCCGUGGCAGACAUGUUCUCCCGAAAGAAGCGCCCCGCAAGACAGCACCAUCAGCAGCACCAGCAGAGAAGGGCUAGUCCUUGGCCAGUGCAAGAAAGCUACGCCAUCCCGCACGGGGAAACGCCUCCACCGCUGGACUCGAGAGGGCCAACCCCUCAGAAGAACUACGCCUUCGUGACGACGGAGCCUGAGAAGGCUCACCACGUCCGCCACGGGCAGCCUUAUCUCGGCGGCUGGGACGCACGCGGUCCUCAACCGCCGCCAGAGCAGCAGCAAGUGUAUCCCCACCACCACCAGCAGCAGCUGCAGCAGCACAGACAGCAGCUGGAGCAACAGGUGUACCGGCAGCAGCACAGGCAACCGCCGGAGCAGCAGGCGUACCACCUGCAGCAGCAGCACCAGCAGAGGCGGCAGCCGGAGCAGCAGAUGUACCAGCUGCAGCAGCACAGGCAGUACUCCUCCGGGCCGCAGACGUUCUACGAGCAGAGCUGCGAGACGACGAACGAGGUGGUGUUCGGCGCGGUGCAGGAGGUGGACAGCAAGCGGCGCAUGGUGGAGAUCAAGGCCGUCAACUACGGCGACACCUUCUACGAGCAGUACGGGAUGCGCUACCGCAACAACUACAUCGGCUACAACAGCAACAACUACUGACUGACGAUCCACCCUUCCAUAUGACACUAUCCUUUUCCGUUUCUUAUAUCCCUUGUCCUCCUCGUUCCUCAAGCGCUCAAGGAAUGUAACGGGAGAAAAGAGGAAGUAGAAAUCAGUAGUCUCAUGCCUUAGAUUGUGCAACGGAAGAGCUGAGGUUUUGGUAGUGUACCCUGAUGAAUGAUGGUCAUAGAUUUCUGGCAUUUCUUUAUGUAUGUAUAGCACUCAAGUCUCAACUGCUUUGAUAAGUAGUAGUAUGGGCUGGGCUGGUCUUGAUGAUA